UUAUGUAUGACGUCAUUCCAAUGAGACAAAAGGCGGAGUGAAACAACUGUCUCCAAAGUUUGCUUUUCUCUUUUCAACCUCCGGUUUCUUUGUCCGGGUGCCGCAGAACUGUAUUGUUAGAGAUGACGUUGCAAUGGACUGCAGUUGCCCUCUUCCUCUAUGUGGAAAUAGGUGUACUACUCAUCCUCUGUCUACCCUUCAUCUCAGCCACCAGAUGGCAGUGUAUCUUCCAGCUGAGAAUAUGGAACAAAAUGGCCAGGUUUUGGAAUAAAUUCUUCCUCGCCAUGAUCAUAAUCCUUAUAGUCCUCUUCCUCGAUGCUUUGCGUGAGGUGAGGAAGUAUUCGGGCGCGGGAAACAGCAUGGAUGCUAAUCUGCAUCCCAACAUGUUUGACCACCUCCACAUGAAGCUGUUCAGAGCCCAGAGAAACCUCUACAUCUCUGGAUUUACCCUCUUCCUCUGGCUAGUGCUGAGGCGGGUGAUCACUCUGAUCAACCAGCUGGCSACGGAGUCUGGCACCACGGCCUCUCUGCAGACCAAGGCAGAGUGUGCCAACCAAACUGCCAAGAAAUACAUGGAGGACAACGAGCUAUUGAAGCAGACUUUGAUGUAUGGGAAGGGGGACAAGGCCACAGCGGAGGGAAACGAGCUGCUGAGAUCAGAGAGGGAGAAACUGAGAGGAGAACUGAAGGGCUCAGAGGAAGCCUUGAAAAAGUCCCAAUCCGAGAUGGAAGCUAUGAAGAAACAAUCCUAUGGACUGACCAAAGAAUACGACCGACUGCUGAAUGAACACCAGAGUCUUCAAGAGAGUGGAGAUAAAAAGGAUGAUUGAUCGGGCUUAUGACUACAGCGGUCAGAACGUUUACAGAUCGUACCAAGAAACCAGAAAUACUGUCACGCACGCUYUCACUUUCCUUUGACAUACUGAAGCACUGUGCAUGAUGUCAUCAAAAUACUCCUCCAAAGCCUCACUGAGCCGCCAAACCUCAGAUAAAAAGCACCUGAGCACGUUUGUAAUAGAUUAGCUACUAGACCAGUCUAGAAAUAGUGUUUCUAUUAUUUGCUGACAUUUGGAGAAUGGGUGGCAGUACACGCUUCAGAUUACAGUGGUCGUCUACUGUGAAUAUAUUUUUGAUGUAAUGGGCUUGCUAUGUCGUUUUUUUCCUAUGUGUCGCAAGAGCACCACCAUUGCAUUCAUCUUUUUUUUUUUUACCUUAGCAGCAAUGCAUAUUACAGAUUGAGUUGUAUGUGUUUUGUAAAACAAAAUUAGCAUUGAGUUCAUAGGGGUAGAGAAGCUAUAUUGUGUCAUUUUUGUUGUUGAAUAUUUGAUAUCAAUGUUCUUCAUUCCUCUUAGAUGUGGAGGGUUUGUGAAUAUUAAACAGGGUCACGGUCAUGAUUUUCUGUUUUGUAAUAAGGAUACUGAAAUGGAAAAGUCUGAGGAAAUUCAUCUUUCCUUUUCUCACUCUGACUCCCUGUAUUGACUGUCCUAGCCCAGGGGUUGGGUUGGGUAGACUGGGUCAGCACUUGGAGUGGAAUUGAUAAUCAACCAACAAAUCUUCCUCUAGCCCCCAUCCCCUAAGUACUUAUCUCCUAUAGGGCCCCAGUACUGUACAUUCAAUUCCAAUACUAGGGAACAGUAGCUUGCCUGACUGAAUAAGUGCCUUUCAGACCACUGUAGAUAUAUUUUGUCAUUCCAAGUAGUGUGUUUCACUAUUACAGUUGUUUUUCUUGCGAAAUACGUAUUUUUUUUUGGUAUGUAGAGACAAUUUUUCCAACAUGUUAUCCCAUAUUAAAAAUGUURUACUCUUGUAUUACAUUUACAAGAUAUUUGCUUUGUUUAAUCGAAUAAAUACAACUAUAUACAUUGA
Molecule: messenger RNA, 1866 nt
Organism: Salvelinus sp. IW2-2015
Lineage: Eukaryota; Metazoa; Chordata; Actinopteri; Salmoniformes; Salmonidae
Product: tRNA-dihydrouridine(20a/20b) synthase [NAD(P)+]-like
Biological process (GO): tRNA processing
Molecular function (GO): tRNA dihydrouridine synthase activity; flavin adenine dinucleotide binding
Source: RefSeq, a predicted model, not a curated record